Haliotis rubra (blacklip abalone) is the source of this 553-nucleotide messenger RNA. RefSeq names its product failed axon connections homolog. Gene Ontology annotation, cellular component: cytoplasm. The record is from RefSeq and is a predicted model, not a curated record. The transcript is spliced from 3 exons. Bases 39 to 500 code for a protein of 153 amino acids. Lineage: Eukaryota; Metazoa; Mollusca; Gastropoda; Lepetellida; Haliotidae.
CCUUCAUCAAAGGGCAAAUUCACUUGGAUUUGAGUAUAAUGGACAGGCAGUGGCGGACACAGUGCAUCGAGUUCCUCAACAAGAAGUUGGGAGUGGACCUCAACAGGAACCUGAGUUCUGCUGACAGAGGAGUAGCUCAGGCGAUGCAGGUUAUGGCGGAGGAACAUCUGUACUGGUUCCUUGUCCUCUUCCGAUGGCAAUAUGACAACGACAAAUCUUUCAUGCUGAAUGUUUUUAAAAUAGGCAAGUUUAUGUUUUGGAUGUUUCAACGACAAGUAAAAAAGCAAAUAUGGAGUCAAGGCUUGGGCCGACACAUAGAAGAGGAGGGAACAGAAAUGUUUAAGAAGGAUCUACAAUCCCUGUCGGACUUCAUAGGGACCAAGAAGUUCCUGAUGGGGGACCAGCCCUGUGAGACGGACUGUGCGGUGUUCGGCCAGCUGUCAGAGUUCUACUGGCAGUUCAUGGGCACUGGACAUAAGGACAUCCUCAAGGGCAAGUGACUUUUAAGUUAUCAUUUCCACUUCACGGUUUUGAACUCCAACCCCCAAACCCC